UGUAGUCAUCGGCGCAUGUUGUGACCGCCACAAAAUAUCGAAUAUCAGUCGGUAGAGUGACAUCGACGCGUAUGCGUCGUUGACUCGGCGUGCCAAGUCGGUUUUUUAAAUUCGCACUGAGCUUGGAAAGUGUCCAAAAAAAAAAAUUUCUAAAUAUAUAUAUAAAAAGGAAUUCUUAUUUUAAAUUCUGUCGAAGAGAAACACGCGCGGAUAACACAUCGUCGCGGCGGUAAAUAGGUGCGUGUCAUACGCCCCCUCGAGUCGCGCGAGCGCACUCUUACUCGGGGGGCGGCAGCCAUAGUAAAGAACUUGUUGUGAACAUUUCUUAAUAUUACAGAACACAGUGAAAAAAAAAACACAUUUAUUUAAUUCCGUUACGGACUAUGAAAUUUCUUUUUCUAUUUGUUUGCGCAAUCGCCGCCUUACACGCUCACUACAACGGCCAUGCGGCACAACUACGUCGCGUCUGGAUGCAGGAUCACUGCCAACAGGGCAUCUGCACGGGCAUCGAAAUCGGACGCAACGACUAUGUCAUUCUGUCGCAGAUGCCCAUAGCUAAGCAGCUAAUGCUUACCUUCCUCAAUUCCAGCAUCGCCAAGAUACCGCACCUAAUGUUUGACACCUUUCCCGACUUGCAGGUGCUGCGCAUGGAAAACUGCUCGGUGGAAACGUUCGAAAAGCCACAAUUCGAGGGGGCCAGCAAUCUGAUGAGUCUCUUUCUGGGCCACAAUCUGCUGCGCGACAUACCGAAGAACAUCUUCCUCGGCGCCGAUAACCUAAACACGCUGCACAUGAACCACAAUCAGCUACGCCUGUUGCACAAUUCCAGCUUUCAUGCGCUCAAAGAGCUGCGCGAACUCUCGCUCGCCGACAAUCAGCUGGAGCAGCUGCCGCUUGGCGUAUUCACGCCGCUGCGCAAACUUUUAGACCUCAAUUUGGGCGGCAAUCGUUUGGCUGCGUUUCCGCGUGGCAUUUUUGAUCGCAACUUUAACUUGACGCGCAUCAAUUUGUCGCGCAAUCGCUUCGUGGCCUUCGAAUCGGAGCUCUUCAAGCUGCAGCCGCGCAUCAAGCUGCUGGAUCUCUCCGGCAACGAGCUGCAGGAACUCACGCUCAACUUUGCCGUUCUGGAGAGCAGCGUGCAUGCCAACAACUGCGACAUGCGCAAGCUCACCGUCUACGGCUACAUCUACGAAUUGGAGCUGCGCAACAAUUCGCUGCGCGAGCUGCCACACAUACCGCACGCGGCCAACGUGACUAGUCUGGAUUUGUCGCUCAACCCGCUCGGUACGCUGCAAGGCAAUCCGCUGCGGCGCUACACCGGGUUGCAGCGACUCAACUUGAGUGCCACUGGCAUGCACGAGGUGCCCGAGGACGUGUUCAAGAAGCAGACACAACUAAAGCUGCUGGACAUUUCGGCUAACUCGCUGUACAACCUCAAGUUUGCGCUCUUCAGCAAUUUGAAAUCACUGCAGUAUUUCUACUUCCAGCAGAAUAACUGGAACUGCGACUUCCUGCAGCUGUUGAUGAAUUCGUUUGUAAAGAAGCGCGAUAUCUCCUUCAUGGAGGAUGCAACCGAGCCGGAGUUGGUCGACGAUUACGUGGAUGGUGUGGCGUGUUGGUAUGAGAGCAACAAGCCGGCGUCAAAGAAGUGCUCCGGCGAAGGACUCUCGGAGGCCGCCUUGGAGCUGGCCAUUGUGCGCAACGACAUCAAAUCCUUCAUGGAGGUGGUGGAGAAGAAAUUCGUCAAAGUCUACCGCAUGCUAGACGAGCUGAAGAUGCGCUUGUAGCGCCGACGAGGGCAGCGUGAUUGCCUGCAGGAAAUCACCCGACAAUGGACCAUUUGGCUUGAACUUUUGUUAUUCUUACUGGCUUACGUUUUGAUUUUAAUCGCAUUAUUGUUUAUUUAAUCGCAUUUAAUGGAAUAUUCAAAAUACAUAAGUGUAACACGAUUAUCGUUUGUCGCGCAAGAUUUU
Messenger RNA from Rhagoletis zephyria (snowberry fruit fly), 1973 nucleotides. RefSeq names its product carboxypeptidase N subunit 2-like. Gene Ontology annotation, cellular component: extracellular matrix. NCBI's taxonomy places the organism in Eukaryota, Metazoa, Arthropoda, Insecta, Diptera, Tephritidae. The record is from RefSeq and is a predicted model, not a curated record. Gene Ontology annotation, molecular function: protein binding.